Mercenaria mercenaria is the source of this 9213-nucleotide messenger RNA. Its product is annotated as synaptosomal-associated protein 25-like. Gene Ontology annotation, cellular component: plasma membrane; SNARE complex. Lineage: Eukaryota; Metazoa; Mollusca; Bivalvia; Venerida; Veneridae. The record is from RefSeq and is a predicted model, not a curated record. The transcript is spliced from 9 exons. Bases 269 to 916 code for a protein of 215 amino acids. Gene Ontology annotation, molecular function: SNAP receptor activity; syntaxin binding. Gene Ontology annotation, biological process: synaptic vesicle fusion to presynaptic active zone membrane; exocytosis; synaptic vesicle priming.
UCCUGUUUGUCUGCUUUACUUUACAAUCUCUAUCCAUGUAACACUUUUCCUCUAUUGAGACAAAAAUGAAAAUAAUAAUAUUUAUUAGUGACGUCAUUGAGGGAUUCUGGAUGCAGUUCCUGUCAGUUGUCAAACUAGGUUUUUAGUUUCUGGUAGAUUGAACAACUGUUUGCUGGAAUUGUGCUGAGCUGAAGCAGUCUUCCUCUUCCAACUAUAAAGCAGCACCUGUCAUACUUACUUAUUUCUGGUGGAAGAAACAGUAACAAAAAUGUCAGGGAUUCCAGCCUCGGGGUCAGAAGAUGACAUGAAGAAUGAAUUGGCAAAUCUUCAGUUCCAGGCCAACAAAACUACAGAUGAGUCGUUGGAGAGUACCCGGCGAAUGAUGACCCUGUGUGAAGAGAGCCAGGAUGUUGGUAUAAAGACACUGGUUAUGUUGGAUGAACAAGGCGAGCAACUGGAUCGUAUUGAAGAGGGCAUGGACCAGAUCAACACAGAUAUGAAGGAUGCAGAGAAGAAUCUGGAAGGCAUGGAGAAAUGUUGUGGUUUAUGUGUACUGCCAUGGAAAAGAGCUAAGAAUUUUGAGAAGAGCAGUGACUACAACAAAACAUGGAAGUCGUCUGAGGAUGGUACUGUAAACACUAAUGGCCCUAGGGUGGUAGUAGGUCAAGGAAAUGGCGUUGGUCCUACAGGGGGCUUCAUAACAAAGAUUACAAACGAUGCACGGGAGGAUGAAAUGGAACAGAAUCUAGGAGAGGUCAGCGGUAUGCUUGGUAAUUUGAGAAACAUGGCCGUUGAUAUGGGCAAUGAAAUCGGCUCGCAAAACAGACAGCUAGACAGAAUUAACCAAAAGUCCGAGUCAAACGAGGAGCGUAUCAGAGAGGCAAACACGAGGGCUGCAAAACUUCUCAAAUCCUAGAUGUCUCGUUCCUUCUUCCUGCUAUUAUAAAUGGUUAUUCUUAUUGGGACAUCACUUACAGACAGAGUGGAUACAGCCAACAAAAGAGCCGUUAAAAUAUUGCGCAAUCAAUGAUGAUAGACAUUUUAUCCCCUCUAGUGCCAGAGACUAUCUGUUGCAAAAUAGUGCUCACAGUUACAUUAUUUUUAGACGAACAUUGAGAAGUUAAGCAGACACUGACCUUGUAAUGACGGCUAAUUUUUACGUGAGCAAGACUUCUAGGAAAUAAUUAGUGUGAUAAUUGUCCGUUAGUUUACUAUUUUUGCCCUGUUAAUUUAAGAUCUUGAUGUGGAUAUUACAAGAAUAGAACACUAAUAAACAAAAAAACUAGAUAUAUAGAUUAAAGGGAUAGUAAUUACUUCACAAUAGAAAUAGAUUUUACCUCUUUUAGUGCUAUAUUUGCCUCAAUAUUUAGAGAGUCAUUGCCUGCUCGGAAACGUAAAGGCAUUGAAUUAACUAGUUUUAGACAAUCUUUGUUACUUUUACCAAUCAACAGUGGUAUAUCAAUCUGUUGUUACACUUUUACCCAUCUUUUUUUUUAUAAGCAGUGAUAUAUCUGGCUUUUGUUACACUAUUACCUAUCUUAUAAUAUGUUCUAAGCAAUCACUCUAUUUUCUAAGCAGCAGCGAGGUCUUUUCUUGGCAUUUAUAGCACUUGAAGACAGAUGUUACCAUCAGUUUCAGUACCAUAAUUAAAUUUAUUUCACUCCCAUGUUUCAGUAAUGGACAAACCUUGUGUAUAUUAUGGAAUGUUUCAUUAUGAAAUAUGGGGGGUUUAAAUAUUGUUGAAUUUGAAUAAUCUUUUUGAUGAAUCAGUAUAUCGGGCCUGAUGCAUGUUCUCCAAUGUAUCUAAUGAUAUUAAAUGCCUAAACAACAAGAGGAAUUUGUGCAGUAGAUAGUGUCUGAAUUUUAAAAGAGUACAGAACAAAAAACAUGUUUCCAUAUUGUCUGUAAGGAGAUGUUUAUUACAGUAUAUGAUUGAUUUAGGUACUCUGGAUGGAUUUUAGUUAAUGUACAUGCAUUAACAAUGCUAUAAUAUCUGGCAGUUGCUAUUCUACCAGCAGUUUAAGCCAUACUUCCUUAUCGGUGUUUUAAUUUUACACUCAAAGACAUUUGAUGUUGAAGCGUUCCUUUUGAAGUGAAGUUCAUUUUACAGUAAUUGCCCUAUUAAUAUGCAGUUCAAAGAUUCUGUUGUGGAAUCAAUAUGCAAAAAAUAUGUUUUUAUAAAACUUUGAAAUUUUCUUAAUUAUCAAUUUAUACAGCAGAAGAUGUAAGAGAUUUUGUCAUUGCUUUGAAGUUGAACAUUGAUUCUGUGAAUUAAUUAAUUUUGUGAACAGAAUUUUCAUGCUUUUUUGCAAAAAUGUGUUGUUUUUUUGUAAGGAUAUGAAUUUAUGGAUUUUGUCAUUUGAUAAUAAAAUAAAUUGACAUUUUUUGUGUUUGUUUGGGUUUAAUGCUGUGAAUCAAUGAAAAUAUUAAUCCUUAGCCUGCUGGCCGCAAGUGAUUUUGCCUUUGUGACCAGUGCAGACCAAGAUCAGCCUGCACGGAUGUGCAGGCUAAUCAUGGUCUGCACUGGUCGCUGUUCAGUCAGUAAAUUUUCAGUGAACACCCCUUUCAUAAUAAGUGAUGCUGCCCAAAUUGAAAGAUGGACAAGUUCAUUACAGAAAUUUAGCAGGCUCAGUAUGGAAAAAAAAGUCAUUAACCCUUACCCUGCUAAAUUUCUAUAAUGAACUUGUCCAACUUUCAAUUUGGACAGUACCAUUAACUGUUUAAAGGGGGUGCUUACCAAAAAGAUACUGACUGAAUGGCAAACAGUGCAGACCAUGAUCAGGAUGUGCAGGCUGAUCUUGAUCUGCACUGGUCGCAAAGGCAGAAUCACUUGCUGCCACCAGGCUGAGGGUUAAGCAUUGUCUUCUGCCAUUUCUGAGGAAAAUAAGAAAGAACUAAAGCAGCUGUUUUUGAUUAAAAUUGAUCCAGAGUAAAAAAUGUCCAACGGAAAGGGAAGCUCGCAAUUCCUGGACUAUUUUUACUAUUUAUCGUAUAUGAAUACUAGUUCAUGUAGUUGCCAUCCUUACAUCAUAGGAAUUUCUUUAUUUGUGUGUCAGUGUCAUUGUUGUUGCUAAAUAUGGUUAUGUCUUUCAUUGCUAUAGAGGUUUUGAUUGAGUUUGUGAAAUAAUCAGAUUUACAUAACAUCUGAAAUAUUAAAGUUUAAAAAGAUAGCUUUUAUCAAUUUUAUUUCAAUCAUGGAAACAUUAAAUACAGUUCAUGCAAUGUUUUAAAUGUAUGAUUAGAAUUUAUAGGUAGUAGGGACUGAUUAAUUACAAAUCUUCUGAAACUGGCUUUCAUUUUUAGCUCAUCUGAUUUUUUGAAAAAAAAUGAUGAGUUAUUGUCAUCACUUGAGCGGUUGUCGGCGUCGGCGUCGGCGUCGGCGUUGCCUGGUUAAGUUUUAUGUUUAGGUCAGCUUUUCUCCUAAACUAUCAAAGCUAUUGCUUUGAAACUUGGAAUACUUGUUCACCAUCAUAAGCUGACCCUGUAUAGCAAGAAACAUAACUCCAUCUUGCUUUUUGCAAGAUUUAUGGCCCCUUUUGUACUUAGAAAAUAUCAGAUUUCUUGGUUAAGUUUUAUGUUUAGGUCAACUUUUCUCCUAAACUAUCAAAGCUUUUGCUUUGAAACUUGGAAUACUUGUUCACCAUCAUAAGCAGACCCUGUACAUCAAGAAACAUAACUCCAUCUUGCUUUUUGCAAGAAUUAUUGCCCCUUUUGGACUUAGAAAAUCAGUUUUCUUGGUUAAGUUUUAUGUUUAGGUCAGCUUUUAUCCUAAAGUAUCAAAGCUAUUGCUUUAAAACUUGCAACACUUGUUCACCAUCAUAAGCUGACCCUGUACAGCAAGAAACAUAACUCCAUCCUGCUUUUUGCAAGAUUUAUGGCCCCUUUUGGACUUAGAAAAUAUCAGAUUUCUUGGUUAAGUUUUAUGUUUAGGUCAACUUUUUCUCUUAAACUAUCAAAGCUAUUGCUUUAAAACUUGCAACUCUUGUUCACCAUCAUAAGCUGACCCUGUACAGCAAGCAACAUAACUCCAUCCUGCUUUUUGCAAUAAUUAUUGCCCCUUUUGGACUUAGAAAAAUCAUUUUCUUGGUUGAAUAUUAUGUUUAAGUCAACUUUUCUCAUAAACUAUCAAAGCUAUUGCUUUAAAACUUGCAACAGUUUUUCACCAUCAUAAGUGGACACUGUACAUCAAGAAACAUAACUCUAUCCUGCUUUUUGCAAGAGUGAUGGCCCUUUUUAGACUUAGAAAAUCAUGGGUAGGACAAUAUUUCUAUUAUACAAAAAAAAUCAGAUGAGCGUCAGCACCCGCAAGGCGGUGCUCUUGUUUUAAGUUGAGAUAGAGAUAGAAAUUAAAUGGUGUCCAGUUUAUUAUUUUUCAUUUCAAAGUUUUUUGUUCUUACUUUGUAUGUAGAAUUUAUGUACCUUAUCAAAAAAUUAAAUGUGAGAUUAUUACAAAAUUUGUACAUGUUAUUUACAUUAGGGGACCAAUUUACAUCUUUGUAUAACAUAACAUUCUUUAUAUGUUCAAAAGUAGUGUUCAUUUAUAAGGCAUGUUUUAUUAGAUGAUAAAACAUAGUAUUUAUUUAAAAAAUGCACCUUAAAGAUUGUUCACCUGUCUUCUAGAUAUAGUGUUUCUAUCUUUGUAUGAGGGUUCAGGUAACUGUAUACUCAGUACUUCAGCUCAAUCUGUAGUCAUUAAAUAUAUUCUCUGUUAGGGUGCUGCUUUUGUAUCUUGUAACUUUUAACAAUUUUCUUGUUGUAAAAAUAGUUGUAUAAGUCAUGUACAGUCAAACAUGUACUAUGAGACCACAAAGCCUGAGACUCACUAACCAAACAUUUUACUGUAGUUUUAACCUUUGAAAAAGACAGAUUGCACAUAGAGAUCAGUUCUGUAGUGAUAGUAGGUUUAUAGGCCACUUCCAACAGCCUUGCUGUUUGGUUAACCCUUUAGCAACGUGGUUGAGUGUCCGCCUACAGAUCGCAAGGUCCGGGGUUCGAGCCCCAGUAGUGACCUUGGUAUUUUCUCUCCCAGGGUUUACUUUAAUGGUGUCAGAAAUGUUUGACGGACUCAUGCGAUGGGCAUGGAGUGUCAUUCUAGAGAGCUGUUAAGCUCUGAAAAGUAAAGGGGGAGAAGUGUAAUGAUAGUAGGUUUAUAGGCCACUUCCAACAGCCUUGCUGUUAGGUUAACCCUUUAGGGACGUGGUUGAGUGUCCGCCUACAGAUCUCGAGGUCUGGGGUUCGAGCCCCAGUAGGGACCUUGGUAUUUUCUGUCCCAGGGUUUACUUUAGUUCUAAGCUCUCCCAUCGGUUGUCUUGAUACACAGGUUUGACUGUACUUAGAUGAAGGUAGUUGGUCAUAAUCAUUCCUGAAGUUAUAUUUUGGACUGGUAUUUCUUCAGAGGGGUAGUGCUUAGAGCAUUUUUAUGCCAUGUAAAAGAUAUUUUCAUAUCCUUCCAUAGUGACCCACAUCCUUGGCCCCCAUUCUUGUGUUUUCAUAAGAAAUAGAUGUAUAUUUUUGUGUUAUCAUAAAAUUAUCUCUGAAGUCAAGACCUGUACAAAGUAUGACUGUGUUAAGGUUAAAAGCUCCCCAUGUGGAAAAUAUUUACUGGGAAGUGUUUGUUACAAUUUUAUUUGUCCUAUGUCUCUACCCAUUUUUAUAUACUUAAAAGGCAUUUAUUUGCGAGAUAAGAGUUGUUUUACUGUAGAGAACCAGUCCACAAUAAUACUACGCUGCCAGUCUUUUUACCUGUUUUCUUAUUACAUAACAUUGUGUAAUCAUUUCUGCAUUUUACAGUAUUCAUGUGUAGAAAAAGCAACACAUUUUUCUUCUUUUAUUCCAGUAGUUGGGGUGAAUUGAAAGUGCAAUAAUCUCUCAUACAGCAUUCAUUAUUGUGAGAGUUGGUUGAUGGAUUCUAAAUAAAGAACCAAAUCAUCGGUAUAUCUAAUUAAGCAGACUAGUUUACCAAUUCAGAUUUUCCAGUUUUCUGUCUUUUAAUUCAUAAUGCAGGUGUAACUUGUGGCAUUAUAUAAAUAUCACUUUGCUUUGAGUGGACAGUAACUAUUAGAGUAUAAGGAGAAUACUGUUGGCUGACACAGAGCUGAAGCUGAUAGUACUUCUGAAUAUGUUCUGUGUAUUACCGUCCCAAUAAAAAGCAGUAUGAUAUUUGUUUUAUUGUACAAAAUAUAAUAGCAAAAAAUUAUAAUAUACACAUUUCACAAGUUGAUUGAUGAACUGUUUCCCAGGCUAUCAGAGACAUCAGUACUCGCCAUUCUGCAUUAAAAAAGCUUGCCAAUUGUGUAAAACUUACAGACAGCAAAACCUGCCAGUGCUUUGACAAUUUUUCCACCGGAAAUAAAUGGAAAGAAUAUUUAACAAUUGUAAUGUAACAGUUCUUCAUUGGCAAUUAAAUUGCAGUAUAAAUAUAUAAAAUGAUGGUUAUAAGAUUUGUAUAUGGUUUAACUUUGGUUAUGUCUAAAUGUAUGUAAAUACACUGCUUACUGAUGAACGUGGGCACUGACACUUAUGACCAACAUUCAGAAUUGAACUGUUGAUAGUUGGUCACUGGGUUGCAGCCUCUGUUCAUAUGCUGAUGUUACAAUUUUGGUGAAGUCUCACCUAUGCUGAAGAGGUUGUGUAGGAGAAUGGCAUUCCUUUUACUUGUGUAUUUACACAGAUGUGUAGUUUUGAAUAAGUACAUGUGAAAUUUCAUGGGCAUUUGUUGAGUUUGUAGUUAGUCAUAGUUACUGGACAAUAAGUAGUUAUGGCUGACUAUAAACUUAUCAUUAUGGUAAUAGUUUGACAAAGCCACAGUUAGAUAUCAUAAAAACUGUGCUGAGGUAAACAAAAUAUUUGGAUGUAAGGUACACUUUCAAGUCCAAGUUCAGUACAUACAGGUUUUGUUAUAGCAAAUAUAUUGUUGUAAAUAAUGUUACCAGUGUUAUAUAUGUACUGGCAUUAGCAUGAUUUCCAUAUUUGAAACCUGUGUAACUUCAAACACAUGUCAUGUCUGUCUAAGUGCUGUACUGUAGUUUUAAGUUAUAUUUGUAGCUGUAUUUAAAAUGGGGUAUGACAGCUGUGCUGUUCUGUGUUUCUCCUAGCUUAAUGGGUGCAGCUUUUCACAGAGGUUUAGAUUCUUGUAUGUACAGUGCAAACUAGUAUCUCAAAUUCCAGAGGUUGAGAUUCUUGUAUGUACAGUGCAAACUAGUAUCUCAAGUUCCAGAGGUUGAGAUUCUUGUAUGUACAGUGCAAACUAGUAUCUCAAAUUCCAGGCAACUGAGUGUUUUACUUUGAGAUAUCUGACUGAUUGAAAAUGAAACUUGGUGCAGGUUUUUUUUUUUGCUAAAUGUUGUAGAGAUAAGUGAGUCUAAGACAACAAGUUCCAACUGUAUAUUUGAGCUGCACCAUGAGAAAACCAACAUAGUGCAUUUGCGACCAGCAUGGAUCCAGACCAGCCUGCACAUCCAUGCAGUCUGGUCAAGAUCCAUGCUGUUCGCUUUCAAAGCCUAUUGCAAUUAGAGAAACUGUUAGCGAACAGCAUAGAUCCUGACCAGACUGCACGCAUGCGCAGGUUGGUCUGGAUCCAUGCUGGUCACAAAUGCGCUAUGUUGGUUUUCUCAUGGCGCGGCUCUUUUGAAUAUGUCGAUUUUCUCCACAUGUACUAAUAUACAUCUAUUAUAAUUAAUCAAAAUUAAAGGCUGAACUACAACUAUAGAGAAUAUCACCCAGUGUAUUGUACUCUGAAUCAGCCUGUCAGUUCAAAAUAAGUACAGUUGCACUGGCCUUAAUGGCCGCCUAAAUUUAGCAGCCAUUUUACAAGAAGACAGAUUUUACUUGUGAUUUGAAGUCUCCUUAUUAAAAUACAUAGUGGCUCCAGGUGGGUGGGUGGGGGAGAAAAUCCUACAUGUACACAUGAAAUAUCAGCCUUAUUGUGUUUUUUUUGAAGAUCUCUUUCCUCCAUGUUGGUAAUGGGCUGUCAUAGAGUAGUAACUAACUGUUACACAUGCAUACUAAUCACAUGUUCAUGAGAAUUUUUGUAAACAAAAUAGAUCAAAUCUUUUUUUUAAAAAAAGAAUAAGAUAGUCCACUGUGAAAUAUGACAAAAAUUUAAAUGCCAUUUAAUUAUGAUGAUAAUUUUAAGCACAUAAGGAACAACAAAUUAAAGCAGCAUUGUUUUUUACCGAAGAUAAAUUGUUAACAAAUUAUAGUUAAAUUAAUUUUAGAAAUACGUUAUUUGUGCAAUAUUUUGAACAUUUCAGAAUGAAGUGUAGAAGUAAUGGCAAAUGUAUGUUUAAUGUUGUUGCCUUUUUGUCUAUGAUGUAUGCUCUGUACACAGGAAAUUCUAUGCCAUAAGUCACUACCAGUCAGGGAUAGAAUUUUAGAGUCCUGUAAAAUGGAAUGUAUUAGCAAACUUUGAAAGGAUUCAGUUUUGUUAAUGUACUGUUUUUGGUUUUGACAAAAGUAAACUUGAAAUUUUCGAAAUUACUUUAAGACAAAAGCUAUGUGAAAACAAAACUGCAUGUAUUUAGACAGUUUCUUUAAUAGAUGUCAGAUUGUCAUUCAUGGAUACUUUAAUAUUAGGAAAUAUAUGACAGGUGUGCAAAUUACUGUAUGGAAAGAUUGAGCAAUAAAGGGCGGUAACUAAAACAGAACAUAUUCAUGAAAAAAUGAAGUUUAUGAAUAGAGGGACAAUUCAUUUGCAGAGAAAAGAAGCCCUACAUUAUUUUUUUCUACAGAUUUUUUUGGAGAAAUUACAAUGUUGUGUGCUUUUGAUAUAGAAACAUUAUCAUUGGAUAGUAUUUUUACCAUCUUUGAAAAGAAUCAGUUGUGGCUGUUGAGUUUGAAAAAAGUUGUUUUGACAUGAAGACCAAGUUUCAGUUAUUUGAAUUGUAAAUGAUAUUUUAAAUCUUUGAAGUUUUAUACUAGCGAAAAGAAAAUUUUGCAUAUUUUAAGUAAUUUUAUCACAUGCAUCAAUUUUUUCAUAAAAUUCAUGUCUGUGUAACAAAGUUUACACUUCUAUCAGUAAUUUGCACUCUUGCCAUAUACGAUAGGAAUGUAGUUUUGUGUGAUGCAUUUUAAGUCAGAUAAUGUUACUUUCCAGAUAUUGAUGUAUUUUAAACAUUUAAUAUAUUAUUAUCAUGUUUAAAGGUGAAAAUUUAUGAAAUUUUGUUUUGAUUUGUAUCAAAUUGUUUAACAUCAUUAAAAUCAUUUCACAUCAGA